GAGGAGGGAGCCGAGCUCCGAGGAGGAGGAUGGGGCGGGGGAGCCUGCCGAGACUGGGCGGGCAGGAGGUGGGGCUGGGGAGGGUGCCGCCUCUCCUCUUUCCCGGAGCCAGAGGAAAGAGGGAGGAAAACUUCUUCCUGCCCCGGGCCCCUGGGCUUCUUCUGCUGUCUGCCCACUGCACCCGGGCCGUGUCUGGGUGCCAGGCUCCCUUCCCCCACCCCCGCCCCGGUGCCCGCCAUGGCUAAAGCCUACGACCACCUCUUCAAAUUGCUGCUGAUUGGGGACUCGGGGGUGGGCAAGACUUGUCUGAUCAUUCGAUUUGCCGAGGACAACUUCAACAGCACUUACAUCUCCACCAUUGGAAUUGACUUCAAGAUCAGAACUGUGGAGAUUGAGGGAAAGAAAAUAAAACUUCAAGUCUGGGAUACAGCAGGACAAGAGAGAUUCAAGACUAUAACUACUGCCUACUACCGGGGGGCCAUGGGUAUUAUCCUUGUCUAUGACAUUACAGAUGAGAAAUCUUUUGAGAACAUUCAGAACUGGAUGAAAAGCAUCAAAGAGAAUGCCUCUGCAGGGGUGGAACGCCUUCUACUGGGAAAUAAGUGUGACAUGGAAGUGAAGAGGAAGGUGCAGAGGGAACAGGCAGAGAAGCUGGCCCGGGAACAUGGAAUCCGAUUCUUUGAGACAAGUGCUAAGUCAAGCCUGAAUGUGGAUGAGGCCUUCAGUUCUCUGGCCCGGGACAUAUUGCUCAAGUCAAGUCGGAGAUCUGGCAACAGCAAUAAGGCAACCCCAACUACUGAUCUGAAGAGUUGUGAGAAGAAGAGCAGCACCAAGUGCUCCUUGGGUUAAUAGCUGCUGACCACCCCAAGACCUCCCCGUCCCUGGCCCAGAGGCUGGGCCUGCUGGAUUUCAGGGAGAGGGAGAGAAAAGGAGGGAAAGGGAAGAGGAGUUGUCUAGGGACUUAAGAGAGUUGGGAAGGCAGGAGAAAAAAGAGAAAGAGAAAAAGGAGAGAAAGAGACAGAGAAAGAGAGAGGGAGAAAUGAAAGAAAAGAAAAGGGAAAAAAAGGAAAUUAGAAAGGUAACUGAGAAAAAGGGGAAGCAGAUGGAGAAGUGAGAUUAUGAGAGGAGGGAGCAAGGAGGUGAGAAAAGGGAA
Molecule: messenger RNA, 1153 nt
Organism: Sarcophilus harrisii (Tasmanian devil)
Lineage: Eukaryota; Metazoa; Chordata; Mammalia; Dasyuromorphia; Dasyuridae
Gene: RAB13
Product: RAB13, member RAS oncogene family
Exons: 8
Coding region: 238-849 (203 amino acids)
Biological process (GO): protein localization to plasma membrane; cellular response to insulin stimulus; Golgi vesicle fusion to target membrane
Cellular component (GO): plasma membrane; trans-Golgi network transport vesicle; endosome
Molecular function (GO): GTP binding; GTPase activity
Source: RefSeq, a predicted model, not a curated record